AUGAAAUCAAGGCUUCUUGAAGAAACUAUCAGCGAACACGAACCAAAAUUAAAAAAGAAGAAAAUUGAAAGCCUUCAUGAUGAAGAGAAUGAUGACUCUGAAAAUCUCACAAGAUUGGUAUUUCUUGAUGGAGUGGAGAAUCAUUAUACGAAUUCAAUGCUUCGGGAGAAACUCCACACUCCAACAAUAACUUGUUUGGAAGAGACUAGUCUCAUCACUCUUAAAACCUUUAAAUUAUCGGAAGAAGACUAUGGCAUACCAUCCAUAACAAUACAUCCCACCAAAAGGUGGCUACUUGCCGCCAACAACAAGGCUUCAAUUCUUAUUGUUUGUUUAGAGAGUGGAAAUGUUCUAUAUGAUAUUAAUCAUUUCCAUGGAAAUGUGAUAGCAAUGCACAUUGUAGAAAAUGGUGAUGGGAAAGAAAUCUUGUAUACUAUUUCGCAAGAUUAUUGUUUGAUGAAAAUUCUACUUGAUCCAGAUCAGAAGUUCCCAAUUAUGAAAGAAGUAGAACCAGUAAUGGAUGCAGAUAGCUUUACUUGUGCAAAUUUGGAAUUUAUUGGACCUAGAAAUGAGUUAAUGGUUGUGAACUUUGGAAAAAUUCUAGUAUUUGAUGGAGAUAGCUUGGUGUUCAAGUAUACAUUUAUUGAUGAUGACGCACAAUAUGUUGUUCGUUAUUAUCCCCAUUCUGAUUAUUUGUUAGUGUUUGGUAAUGGCCAUAGUUCGGAGCAUUAUGUGAGAAAAUAUUAUGGUCCAACCUUUGCAAAGAGUGAAAUAUUAUUUUCUGUAGAACAAGAUGAUCGUAUUGGGAUGGUGGAAUUAAUGUUUGAAAUGGAGCUUGAUAAGUUUCAUGUCCUUAGAUAUGAGGACGGUCUGUAUCUAAUUGACAAAUCCAGUCACAUGGUUAUCAAAAAAAUUGGAGAUGAUGUACUGAUGGAGGCUUACGCAUACGAUAGAGUUUCUAAAACCAUAUUUUCAUGUGGUAAGGAGCAAGUGUAUCAAUUAGAAUUGAAAUUAGACACUUACUCUAUAGAUAAACCUUUGGGUGAGGAAAUAUGUUUGCAAUUGGAAAGACUUGGAGCAAAGUUACCCCAAGUGAUUGUGAGGGAAAAUAAUGUGCCAAACGUUGUGAGCUUUCUAGCAAAUAUGAACUUUGGAUUUAAACAACUUGUAGAAUUUAAGGGGUUUAAGGAUGUUUCAGUAAUUUCCGAGUUUGUGGAUUGUGACCUUAAGCAAGUAGUUGACGAGCUAAAAUCUAUAGAUUUUACUAUUGCAUUGCAAAAUAUCAAACCAGAUUUAGAGUAUUUAUCCGAUUAUUUGCCAAUUGAUCAAGUUCACAUUAUUGGUGCAAACUCAAUUAGUCCCGAUGAUUACCAUUUAGCAGUAUUGCAAUCAGAUUUGCAACAAAACGGAAAGAAUUUGACAGAUUUCCCAGUGUAUCUUUGUGUACCACAAGAGUUCACUGUCAAAUGUAAAUUAUCAGAUUUUCUGGACACUUUAAAACCAUGCGUUAGUGUGGGUCUUGAAAAUGAUUAUUAUACAAAAGAGAUCAAAUUUAACUUGCAAGAAAUGUACAAAUCUUUAAAUAAUAAUUCAUUAAUUGAUCCACAAACUCUUGAGCUCGAUUCUGGAAAGUUAUUGGACGUUUAUAGAAAUAUUACAUUGUCACCUAAUUUUGGAGACUUGCUAAAGGUUUUGAAAAAGUUCAGGAAGAAUGUGGUGAUCUUUAAUAAUAAGGAAUAUUUAUUAAUGGAUUUAUUGGCAUUGGCUAUCGAAAAAGAAGUAUUUAGUUUCCACAAUGACAUUUACGAGGAUUAG
Messenger RNA from Naegleria gruberi, 1815 nucleotides. RefSeq lists its product as uncharacterized. The record is from RefSeq and is a predicted model, not a curated record. The transcript has a single exon. Bases 1 to 1815 code for a protein of 604 amino acids. NCBI's taxonomy places the organism in Eukaryota, Heterolobosea, Eutetramitea, Acrasida, Naegleriidae.